AUGGAAACAUACAUUCAAAAGGCUCUUUCUCACCACCACAUCCGCCCCUCAACGUCCCCGGUCGGCGCAGGGUUUUUCUUCGUAGAGAAGAAGGACAAGACCCUGAGACCCUGCAUUGACUAUCGUAAUCUCACCUGGGAGAUCGAGAACAUGAUCGGAAGUGUUGACGUGGGGGCACGCUUCUCGGAUUGCCUGUCAUGGGGGAGUUCGCAGGACCAUCAACCUACUGAGACGGCGGUUUUUCUGGCCUUCUUUGGAGAAGGACGUCCGAGAAUACGUGGCUGCUUGCUCAGUCUGUGCUCGUUCCAAGAACUCUACUUCGCCCCCCCUGGACAUUUGUUGCCGCUGUCGACACCCAGUCGCCCUUGGUCGCACAUCGCGGUGGAUUUUGUCACCGGCCUGCCUCCAUCCCAAGGCCACACUGUAAUACUCACCGUCAUUGAUCGCUUUUCUAAAGCCGUCCAUUUCAUUCCUCUAGCACAACUUCCCUCGGCUUCCGACACUGCAGAUAUCAAGGUCAAUCAUGUGUUUCGUUACCAUGGCAUACCUUGUGACAUCGUGUCCGACCGCGGACCCCAAUUCACGUCCCAAGUGUGGAGGUCUUUCUGCUCCGCCCUUGGAGCCACGGUCAGUCUCAGUUCAGGUUACCAUCCGCAGUCCAACGGGCAAGCUGAGAGGUCCAACCAAGAGUUGGAGGCAGCUCUCAGAUGUUUGGUGGCACAAAACGAAUCGGACUGGUCCAAGUACCUUAUCUGGGUGGAAUAUGCUCACAACACCCACUCCUCCACCGCUACAGGCAUGUCCCCCUUUGAAGCCUCCUUAGGGUUCUCACCACCUCUGUUCCCUUCUCAGGAACUCGAUCUGGCGGUGCCCUCGGUCCAGCUCCAUCUACGACGGUGCCAAGACGUUUGGCGUCAGGCCAGGGCAGCUCUCCUGCCCACCAGGGAGAGCAACUGCCAGAUCGCUAAUCGUCGCAGGGUGCUACCAGCUGGUUCCACUUACCUCGUCAUCAUCCCUGCCUUCUUAAGGAGAUCCAGGACCUUUCUUCGACGCCAGUUCGUUGUUCCUCUCACGGGAUCCUCGUCACGAGUAUUCCAUCGGGUCGCAGCUCACCAGCCUCACUCUCCAUCCUCCUUACGGAUCCAGCGGAAUCCACAUGCUCAAGCUUCAUCUGCCUCAACUCUCCAGUCAGCCGUCACGCCACAUCAAGAACAUUAAGAACUCUGUUACAGACUCUCCUUCAGAGAAUUAAAUCCUCUAGCACUUACCUCUCGUUUCCGAGUAUCCUUCCGGGUUCCAGCGUCUGGGUCCCUCUGAAAUCCCGCGUGACCAUGACAGUUUCAUUGUCACAUUCAGUAAACCUUCCCCCUGCAAACCCCUGUGAAGAAAUAGGAUUCUUUGUGCAAAUCUUGGAGUUAUCCAGAGAAGCAAUAAAUAUGCCAUGGACUACAUUUCUACCACUUGGGUUGAACAUCUUAUUCUUGGGAAAGUGUUCAAAUUCAUGUUCUCAUGUGGAGGUUGGAGUUGACCUUCAUUCUGGAUGCUGGUAAUGGAACCUAACGUUAUCCAGGAAUGAUUGAUGGGGACUCUUUUCAUCGUUGAACCGAGUGCACCCUCAUAUCUGGUCCGACGGCAGGGCAGAACGAAUCCAGAGGCUGAUACUCCAGCUAUUGGCCAGAGGAAGCAGGCGGGCUAUCGGCUGACGAAUCAGAGCGACCAGAGGAGGAGAAUCAAACACAUGUUAAAAGGACUGUUUUGAUAGUUUUCCAUUGUUCUCGGGAAUACCUACAAGUAAUUUGCAUGUAACUUAUGCGUCUGUAGGUCUUUUAACUUGAGAAUCCAGAUAUCUGCAACAUUGUCUUUUAAUCUAUUUUAUAAUUAUUGUCAGGGCAAUAAACUUCGUGUAUUUUUAA
Molecule: messenger RNA, 1913 nt
Organism: Oryzias latipes (Japanese medaka)
Lineage: Eukaryota; Metazoa; Chordata; Actinopteri; Beloniformes; Adrianichthyidae
Source: RefSeq, a predicted model, not a curated record